AUGGGGCACCGGGAGAGGCCGCGCGGCCACGUCUACCCAGACGAGGAGAGCGGGGCUGGCGGGGAGCCGCGUCUGCCAGAGGAAACCCCGCCCGCGCCGCGCCUCGAGCAUCUGCUUCCGGGUUUCCGGCCUGGCCGCAUCGAGGGCCACCUGGGGACGGCGCCUCGUGUCCGCCUGCCCUCCGCUUCCGGCGUGUGCUCUGGACUCAAGGGCGUGAUCUCCAUCCCUCUGUACAUCCCUCACUCACUGUUUAACUGGAGUUUUGGAAGUGAAAUCUGUGCAUUUUGGCUCAUUACCGACUAUCUUUUGUGUACAGCAUCUGUAUAUAAUGUUGUCCUCAUUACUUAUGAUCGAUACCAGUCAGUCUCAAAUGCUAUGUCUUAUAGGGCUCAGCGCACUGGGAUCCUGAAGAUUGUCACUCAGAUGGUGGUGGUUUGGAUACUGGCCUUCUUAGUGAAUGGGCCCAUGAUUCUGGCUUCAGAGGCCUGGAAGAACAAAACAACGGCCACCACUGAAGAAUGCGAACCCGGAUUUGUAUCGGAAUGGUACAUCCUUGCCUUCACGACCCUCUUGGAAUUCCUGACCCCGGCUGUCUUGGUGGCUUAUUUCAACGUGCAGAUUUAUUGGAGUCUCUGGAAGCGGGGGAAUCUCAGCAGGCAUCUUAGCUAUCCGGGCUUCAUUCCCACUUCUCGUGACUCUGGCGGCUCAUCCAGAUGCAGGCAGGCCGCCAGCACAUCUCUGCAGGCAUCAGCCGUGUCCCUUCAUUCAGACCGACCAGGAAGAAAGAUCAGCCUCCUGGUUUCCUUCAGAUCCCACAUGAAUAGCAGCUCAGGUGCUUCCAAGCUGGGCUCUCUCUGCCACGCAGGUUCCAUGGCUCCUUACCAAAGGGAACAUCUCGAGCUACUCAGAGCCAGAAAAUUAGCCAAGUCCUUGGCCAUUCUCUUAGUUGUUUUCACCAUUUGCUGGGCUCCAUAUUCUCUGUUCACAAUCGUUCUUUCUACCUACCCGCCCAAGAAGCGUCCCAGAUCAGUUUGGUACACUAUUACAUUUUGGCUUCAGUGGUUCAAUUCGUUUGUCAACCCCUUUCUGUAUCCCCUGUGUCACAAGCGUUUCCAGAAGGCUUUUUGGAAAAUAUUUCGUGUGAAGAAGAAACCGGUACCAUUACAGAACCGCUCAAUAUCCUCUUGAAGGAAAAUGUCCACACUUCUGUAAGUCUUUGUCUCUGUGAAAUAUGAAUCAAUUUGA
Messenger RNA from Jaculus jaculus (lesser Egyptian jerboa), 1245 nucleotides. Its product is annotated as histamine H4 receptor. The transcript has 4 exons. Gene Ontology annotation, biological process: positive regulation of cytosolic calcium ion concentration; adenylate cyclase-activating adrenergic receptor signaling pathway; regulation of MAPK cascade. Gene Ontology annotation, molecular function: histamine receptor activity. Lineage: Eukaryota; Metazoa; Chordata; Mammalia; Rodentia; Dipodidae. Bases 1 to 1188 code for a protein of 395 amino acids. Gene Ontology annotation, cellular component: membrane. The record is from RefSeq and is a predicted model, not a curated record.